AAGGGGUGCAUAUUCUCUCCCACGCUUCCACAGUUUCCCCAAACCAUUGAAUCAAAUCAAACACAUUCCAUUCCAUGCCCAAACCCCAAAUCUCUAAAACAUGGUAGCGGAGACAAACGCUCCCGUUACCCUCACCGUUAACAACGACGGCGAACAAACCGCCGCCUUAAUAUUCACCUACGGCACAUUAAAGAAAAACUUCUCCAAUCACAUCCUUCUCCAAGACCUAAUCGACACCGGCGACGCUUCUUUCAUCGGAACCUACCGCACCGUACAAAAUUACCCUCUCGUAUGUGGUCCCUAUCGUGUUCCUUUCCUCCUCAAUUUACCCGGGUCGGGUCAAACCGUUUACGGCGAACUCUACUCUGUUUCUCCUCUCGGACUUUUAAGGAUGGAUGAACUUGAGGGAACCUCACGCGCUCACUACGAGCGUCUGCCAAUUAAGGUCGUUCCUGUGAUCGGCGAGGGGGGAAAUGAAGCUGGUGACGUGGAUAUGGAGAUAACGUGCGCUGAGGCGUAUUAUGCGCAUGGUAGCUAUGCGAUGGAGAUGUGGAAGAAGAAUGAGAAAAGAGGGUUGAAGUGUUAUACGGAGAAAGAAACGAUUGGGUAUGUGAAGCGUAAAGAUAGGCCUCAACAUUUGACUUUUCUCGAUCAUAUUCGUUUGUUUCUUCAAGAUUGAAUCAUUCAAUUCGUCUCUGUUUUUUAUUUUUUUUUUUAUUUUCUAUUCUUCUUGCCACACAAAAUAAAAUAAAGAUUAUUUGAAUAGGAAUGGGGUUUUAGUGUUUAAUUAGGGUUUGUCAUAGAUGGUGGUUGUUGGGAUUUUGGAUGUUAAGUGAUUCUGUUCUGGUUGGUUUCAAGAUUUUCUUUAUGGAAGAAAACAGUUAUUUGCUCUUUGUAUAUUUCAGAGUGUGUUCAUCCAAAGAUAACAAUUUGAAGCUGGUUAUUUCAAUUUCUUUUAAAUUUAAAUUUGUAUUCAAAUCUAGACUCUUUGAUUUCGAGAUGCUAUGAAUCUCUGAUGACCGCAUGUGUAAAAUUGUAUUACUGCAUGCAAUAAUUGAAUGUAUCAAAAUUAUAAAUAAAAAAAUGAAUGUGUUUUUUUAA
Molecule: messenger RNA, 1101 nt
Organism: Cicer arietinum (chickpea)
Lineage: Eukaryota; Viridiplantae; Streptophyta; Magnoliopsida; Fabales; Fabaceae
Product: putative gamma-glutamylcyclotransferase At3g02910
Cellular component (GO): cytosol
Molecular function (GO): gamma-glutamylaminecyclotransferase activity
Source: RefSeq, a predicted model, not a curated record